This is a messenger RNA of Rhinichthys klamathensis goyatoka, 1834 nucleotides long. It is a transcript of the gene sh3glb1a, whose product is annotated as SH3-domain GRB2-like endophilin B1a. Gene Ontology annotation, cellular component: membrane; cytoplasm. Gene Ontology annotation, molecular function: protein binding. NCBI's taxonomy places the organism in Eukaryota, Metazoa, Chordata, Actinopteri, Cypriniformes, Leuciscidae. The transcript has 11 exons. The record is from RefSeq and is a predicted model, not a curated record. Bases 280 to 1515 code for a protein of 411 amino acids. Gene Ontology annotation, biological process: membrane organization.
GUCCCGAAAGAGUUUCAGAGUGUAUAAUGAUGAAGGUGCACACAUAUGGACCCAUUCGGUUAUACCGGACACUUCUCGAGGUCCAGGUCCGAUUCUGUGCUCGCAGUAAUCAGAUCCGUGGGUGGAUCUUCCUCUUCUCCGGCUGUUACUUCAGUCAUCCUUUCACACUAAAAAACCCAGCCGGUGUAAUAAAGGCUAACAUUGAUGUCAACACGUUUAUUUACACAAUUCUGACGUGCGCACUAUUUUAAUAAAUAGUUUUAUAUUGAAAAGUUAAAGAUGGACUUUAACGUGAAAAGACUGGCAGCGGACGCUGGUACUUUAUUCAGUCGGGCGGUGCAAUUCACAGAAGAAAAAUUUGGCCAGGCUGAGAAGACAGAGUUGGAUGCACAUUUGGAGAAUCUCCUCGCCAGAGCUGAAUGCACUAAACAAUGGACAGAGAAGAUUUUGAAGCAGACAGAAGUGUUACUGCAGCCAAACCCAAAUGUCAGAAUAGAAGAAUUCUUCUAUGAAAAACUAGACAAGAAGGCCCCAACACGGAUGAACAACCAUGAGCUUCUGGGGGAAUCCAUGAUCGACUCUGGGAAUGAAUCUGGGCCUGGAACAGCCUACGGAAACGCUCUGAUUAAGUGUGGCGAGACGGAGAAGCAGAUUGGAGGAGCGGAGCGAGAGUUCAUUCAGAGCUCUGCCAUCAAUUUCCUCACGCCUUUCCGCAACUUUUUAGAAGGAGACUUCAAGACUAUAUUGAAAGAGCGUAAACUGCUUCAGAACAAACGACUGGACCUCGAUGCCGCAAAGACCAAGCUAAAGAAAGCCAAAAUGGCUGAUGCCAGAGCUCUGCUCUGUACUGUCUCUUGUUUUUGUGUCGGCACACGAAAGCCUCUCGGAUCUACCCCUCCACCAGGGGACGCUGGCUAUGUUGCCAAUUUCUCCUUCAUGGUGAAUUUUCUCCAUGUAAAGUGGCUAAAGAUGUGGGCAGAGGAAGUGACAAAGGCCGAGCAGGAUCUGAAGAUGACACAGAGUGAGUUUGACAGACAGGCAGAAAUCACCAGGCUUCUUCUGGAAGGAAUCAGCAGUACACAUGCCCAUCAUCUCCGCUGCCUAAAUGACUUUGUGGAGGCUCAGAUGACAUAUUACGCCCAGUGUUACCAGUACAUGGUGGACCUCCAAAAGCAGUUGGGAAACUUCCCUUCGGCUUUCUCUUCCAACAACAACCAGUCGACGGCCAGCGCCGGGGCCAGUGUCUCCGUACCCAUCCUGCCACUGUCAGCCCCUCUUCCUUCCACCACAGGCAAUGCGUCUUCAGGUUUCACCGAGCUGCAGAACUUCACCGGGAGCCGUAAAGCGCGAGUGCUGUACGAUUACGACGCCGCGGGCAGCAACGAGCUCUCCUUAUUGGCCGAUGAGGUGAUCAUGGUGAGCUGCGUUCCAGGCAUGGACUCUGAUUGGCUGAUGGGGGAACGUGGGACUCAGAAGGGAAAAGUGCCCAUUACCUACUUGGAGCUGCUAAAUUAAAAGAAAACGAGUGUUGUUGGAACCAAAACAGAUCGGUAUAGUGUAAUCCAGCUGUGCUUUGUACCGUAUAUGCAAACGAGACGUCUUGUGCUGCUCACAUGCAACAGUAUUUCAUUGGAUGUGACGUCUUGCAGUCCCAGUAUGGGAAGAGGUUCUAACCGGAAGACUGUUUACAAAUGAAUUAAUGCAGAAUUAUUUUUUAAAUGCUUUUGAUGUGACAUGUUUACUGCCAACAUGCCUUGUUAUUAUACAAAAACUCCAAGAGUGACUUAUCAUUUGAGUAUUUACAUGUGUUUACAACAAGAAAGUAUUAAGACUG